Messenger RNA from Coprinopsis cinerea okayama7#130, 612 nucleotides. RefSeq lists its product as hypothetical. Lineage: Eukaryota; Fungi; Basidiomycota; Agaricomycetes; Agaricales; Psathyrellaceae. Bases 1 to 612 code for a protein of 203 amino acids. The transcript is spliced from 4 exons. The record is from RefSeq and is a predicted model, not a curated record.
AUGGGACGCCCCCGAAAGUACACCACUAUCGAAGAGAGAAAAGAGGCUGCAAAGAGGGCUAGCAAGCGGUAUUACUCAAGGAACAAGGAUGACAUUAACCGUCUCAGGCGUGAGGCCUACCGCGAGCAACAUCCUAAACGGACAGAGGUGCAAAUGGCGAGGGUGCGCGAACGAGACGAGAUUGCCGCCGCGGAAGGCAGGAAUCCGGCGACAUGGAUUGCUCGAGCACGAGCUUUGGUCAAUCGUAGUGAGGUCCUUGUAGGCCCACUCCCUCGGAAAUAUUUGGAUGAUCUAUGCCAAUCCAUCUUCUCCACGGCGUCAAGCGCGCCGACCCCCCCAACUCUCGCUACAACUAUCUCUCAGUUCUCGCGACUUCAGAAGCAAUCAGGCCAAUGUGAAGCGACGGUAUUGGACGUAGCAGGGGCGGGAGACGACUGGAAGGAAGUCCGAACCUUGGUCAAGCCAAUCCAGGACAUAUUACUCAGCUUAGAGGAGAUCGAGACCAUAACCACCACCUUGGGUCCUCGUCAACUGGAGGAGGAGUGGUCCGGCGGCUCACUACAUUACCAGAGCGUGUGGAACAGUAGCACUGCCCCGGCUGAGAGGUGUUAA